CUUGUUUAGGUGUCCCAGCUAAGUGAGAGCCCAGCCUGGGGUUAGUCUGCCUGUACACUGGGGGGGGAGAGGACUAAGAGUGAACGAGUGAACGAGUGAACGAGUGGACGAGCGGACGAGUGGAACGCCACAGAUUUAAGACACUGACGCUGGAGACGAGAGCUCAGUGAGAGAGCUGGGAAGAGAAACUGGGCAAAAGACAGACUCUGACAGAGAAUUGGAAGAGAGUCAUGCUUUUUCACAGACAAGGGAACCAGCUGUAAAAGACAAAAGGCGGUCUCCCCCCUCAGACAGGCCUCCGUCGGUCCCCCACCUCAGCCCCCACCACAGCCUCUGCGCUGAGGAGCAGGAGAGUCCGGAGAGAGUGGUACAGAAAGAGAAACUCCAUGCAGAGCUGAAACAGGUGUUAAGUCUGAAGAGAAGCCAACUGAGAGAGACGUCUCAUUCUACCCAAACAGAGAUGGACAGUCCACCCCAGAAAAGUGCCGCAGAGGAGGAGGAGAAGCCAACCUCUGAGCUGGUUGAGGUCGUUGUGGAAACGGAAGCUGAAGCAGGAGCCAGUGGAUACAGUGUGAUAGGUGGAGAGACUGGUAUCUUUGUCAAGGAAGUUCUGAGGGAUUCUCCGGCAGCUAAACAUUUGAGCCUCCAGCAGGGUGAUCAGCUGCUCAGUGCUAGAGUCUACUUCGACAAUGUGAGAUAUGAGGAUGCGCUCAAGAUUUUGCAGUGUGCAGAACCUUAUAAAGUCUCUUUCUUCCUGAAGCGGACGAUACCUCGCAAUGAAGUCACUGUGUAUCCAGGGGCAACCAGUGUUGACCUCAAAGGACCCAAAGCCAAAUUGCCCAAAAUGAGUGUCAAAAGCAUCAAACCCUUCAAGGCAAAGAAAAAAAGGGGAGGACGAUUUGGAUUAAAAAGGCUAAAGGAGAACAAACAGGUGAAAACUGGGGCAGACGUUGAUAUCGAGGGAUCUCCGGGCAGGCUGGAUCAGAAUCCUGUUGAUGUGGAAUUUGCAUUUCCAAAGUUCAAGCUGAAGAAAGGGGGCAAGGCUGCAGCAGAGGGAGCGGGGAAGGCACAGGGGGCGACAUCCAUGGGCAGGAAGAAGAGCAAGAUAAGGUUUCCCCGAAUGAGAGUCAAGAACGAAGCUGGAGGGGUGGGGCAUGUUGGCAUUGAUGCUGCAACACCACACAGUGAGGUAGACGUCUCUGGAGAUAAGAUCAAAGCAAAGGGAAAGGGGGAAAGAUUUGGCAUAACGAUCCCUAAAACCAAAAAAACAAAGGCAGAACGCCCUUCGUCGCAGGACACACUGGAAUUUAAACUCCCCAAGGGAAAAUUCAAGGUAUCUGGUUCUGGGUCGUCAUCGGCGGUGACGGUCAGCCCCCCUGAGGCAGAAAUGUCUGUCGGCUUGCCAUCUGGAAAGGGAGGAGCGGGCACCUCUGCGCCAGACUCAAGCUCUGGGGCCAAGCUGAGGAUGCCAAAGCUAAAGCUGCCCAAGGUCAGACUGUCUCGGCACUCCGAUGAGAUAGACGGAGCAGCCAAUAUUGAGGGUUCAGACAAAACGAAAGUGAAAAUGCCAGCGGUGGACAUGGGGGUUUCCAGUGGGAAGGCAAAAAUAUACAUGCCCGAUGUGGACAUAUCCCUGCCAUCAUUGGAAGCUGAUUCAGGUGAAAGAAAAGGUGAUGAGAUUGAUGGGACAUUUUUGACAGGGGCUAAAAUAAAAGCUCCACAAUUGGACAUUUCCAUUCCAAAACUACCUGAAGGUACUGGAAAGAUAAACCUCCCAGAUUUGGAUAUUUCUGUACCGAAGAUUCCACAAGUAGAUAUUUCACUCCCAAAGGGGAGAGCUGGAGGAGAUUAUGACGUUGAAUCAAGUGCUGGAGGAAAAAUCAAGAUGCCUACAAUAGAUGUUGCUCUUCCUACUUUAACGUCCGAUGUGGAGGGCCCUGGCGUAAAAGGAGGGAAAUUUCACAUGCCAUCAUUUGACAUCUCACUGCCAAAAGGCAAGGCAGAGGGAGAUAUUAAGAUUGACGGCCAAAAAGGAAAAGGAGGGAAAUUCAAAAUGCCAACAUGUGAUAUUUCACUAAUGUCAUCUCCAGAAUGUGAAACUGAAAUGAAGGGGCCAAACGUGAAAGGAGGCAAGUUCCACAUGCCAUCAGUAGAUAUCUCUCUCCCAAAAGGACAUUUAGAAGGAGAUGUUGAUGUGAAUGCAAAGACAAAAGGUGGCAAAUUCAAGAUGCCCACUUUUGAUGUUUCCCCCCCAAAACUGAAAUCUCCAGAAGGUAAAAUUGAUGUUGAAGGCCCUGAAGUCAAAGGUGGAAAGUUUAACAUGCCAUCAGUAGAUAUCUCUCUUCCAAAGGGGAGUGCAGGAGAUGUGGAAAUGGAUGCCAACAUGAAAGGAGGAAAGUUCAAGAUGCCCACUUUUGAUGUUUCCCUUCCAAAAAUAAAAACUCCAGAGGGUCAAAUUGAUGUUGAAGGUCCUGAAAUGAAGGGUGGGAAGUUCCACAUGCCAUCAAUAGAUAUUUCUCUUCCAAAAGGACAUUUAGAAGGAGAUGUUGAUGUGGAUGCAAAGGCAAAAGGUGGCAAGUUCAAGAUGCCCACUUUUGAUGUUUCCCUUCCAAAAAUGAAAUCUCCAGAGGGUGGAAUUGACAUUGAGGGGCCAAAAAUGAAAGGUGGCAAGAUGAACAUGCCUACCAUAGACAUAUCUCUUCCAAAGGGGAGUAUUGAGGGUGAUUUUGAUGCCACUUCUAAAGGGGGGAAGUUUAAAAUGCCCACAGUAGACUUUACACUACCUAAAAUGAAAAUGCCAGAAGGCGAUAUGAACAUUGAAGGACCAGAGGUGGAAGGAGGGAAGAUCAGCAUGCCAACAUUUGACAUUUCACUUCCCAAACCCAGUGCUGAAGGAGAUGUUGAUAUGGAGGGGAAAAUGAAAGGGGGGAAAUUCAAGAUGCCAAACUUUGAUGUUUCUCUUCCAAAAAUGAAAUCUACAGAAGGUGAUGUUGAGGUUGAAGGACCUGAACUCAAGGGUGGGAAGUUUCACAUGCCAUCAAUUGACAUUUCACUUCCCAAAGGUAAAAUUGAAGGAGAUAUUGAUGUGAAUGCCAAAGCCAAAGGUGGCAAAUUCAAGAUGCCAACCUUUGAUGUUUCUCUUCCAAAAAUGAAAUCUACAGAAGGUGAUGUUGAGGUUGAAGGACCUGAACUCAAGGGUGGGAAAUUCAACAUGCCAUCUUUAGAUAUUUCACUUCCAAAAGGUAAUAUUAAAGGAGAUGUUGAUGUACAUGCCAAGACAAAAGGUGGAAAAUUUAAGAUGCCCACAUUUGAUGUUUCUCUACCAAAAAUGAAAUCUCCAGAAGGUGGAAUUGAGGUUGAGGGGCCUGGAAUGAAAGGUGGCAAGAUUAACAUGCCUACCAUAGACAUAUCUCUCCCAAAGGGUGGUCUUGAAGGUGAUAUUGAUGCCAAGACAAAAGGAGGGAAAUUCAAGAUGCCCACAUUCGAUGUUUCUCUUCCAAGCCUAAAAUCUCCAGAGGGAAAGAUUAAUAUGGAAGGCCCUGACAUCAAGGGUGGAAAAUUUAACAUGCCAUCUAUUGAUAUUUCUCUUCCAAAAGGAGGUGUGGAGGGAGAUGUUGAUGCAGAUGGCAAGACAAAAGGUGGAAAAUUCAAGAUGCCCACAUUUGAUGUUUCUCUACCAAAAAUGAAAUCUCCAGAAGGUGGAAUUGAUGUUGAAGGGCCUGAGUUCAAGGGUGGAAAGUUCAACAUGCCAUCAAUAGAUAUCUCUCUUCCAAAAGGACAUUUAGAAGGAGAUGUUGAUGUGGAUGCAAAGGCAAAAGGUGGCAAGUUCAAGAUGCCCACUUUUGAUGUUUCUCUUCCAAAAAUGAAAUCUCCAGAGGGUGGAAUUGAUAUUGAAGGUCCUGAAAUGAAGGGUGGCAAGUUCCACAUGCCAUCAAUAGAUAUUUCUCUUCCAAAAGGACACUUAGAAGGAGAUGUUGAUGUGGAUGCAAAGGCAAAAGGUGGCAAGUUCAAGAUGCCCACUUUUGAUGUUUCCCUUCCAAAAAUGAAAUCUCCAGAGGGUGGAAUUGACAUUGAGAGGCCGAAAAUGAAAGGUGGCAAGAUGAACAUGCCUACCAUAGACAUAUCUCUUCCAAAGGGGAGUAUUGAGGGUGAUUUUGAUGCCACUUCUAAAGGGGGGAAGUUUAAAAUGCCCACAGUAGACUUUACACUACCUAAAAUGAAAAUGCCAGAGGGUGAUAUGAACAUUGGUGGAUCAGAGGUGAAAGGAGGAAAGAUCAGCAUGCCAACAUUUGACAUUUCACUUCCCAAACCCAGUGCCGAAGGAGAUGUUGAUAUGGAGGGGAAAAUGAAAGGGGGGAAAUUCAAGAUGCCAAACUUUGAUGUUUCUCUUCCAAAAAUGAAAUCUACAGAAGGUGAUGUUGAGGUUGAAGGACCUGAACUCAAGGGUGGGAAGUUUCACAUGCCAUCAAUUGACAUUUCACUUCCCAAAGGUAAAAUUGAAGGAGAUAUUGAUGUGAAUGCCAAAGCCAAAGGUGGCAAAUUCAAGAUGCCCACAUUUGAUGUUUCUCUUCCAAAAAUGAAAUCUCCAGAAGGUGGAAUUGAGGUUGAGGGGCCUGAAAUGAAAGGUGGCAAGAUGAACAUGCCUACCAUAGACAUAUCUCUCCCAAAGGGUGGUCUUGAAGGUGAUAUUAAUGCCAAGACAAAGGGAGGGAAAUUCAAGAUGCCCACAUUUGAUGUUUCUCUACCAAGCCUAAAAUCUCCAGAGGGAAAGAUUAAUAUGGAAGGCCCUGACGUCAAGGGUGGAAAAUUUAACAUGCCAUCUAUUGAUAUUUCUCUUCCAAAAGGAAGUGUGGAGGGAGAUGUUGAUGCAGAUGGCAAGGUUAGAGGAGGAAAAUUCAAGAUGCCCACAUUUGAUGUUUCCCUUCCAAAAAUGAAAUCUCCAGAGGGAGAAAUUGAAGGCCCUGAGUUCAAGGGUGGAAAGUUCAACAUGCCAUCAAUAGAUAUCUCUCUUCCAAAAGGACAUUUAGAAGGAGAUCUUGAUGUGGAUGGAAAGGCAAAAGGUGGCAAGUUCAAGAUGCCCACUUUUGAUGUUUCCCUUCCAAAGAUGAAAUCUCCAGAAGGUGGAAUUGAGGUUGAGGGGCCUGAAAUGAAAGGUGGCAAGAUUAACAUGCCUACCAUAGACAUAUCUCUCCCAAAGGGUGGUCUUGAAGGUGAUAUUAAUGCCAAGACAAAGGGAGGGAAAUUCAAGAUGCCCACAUUUGAUGUUUCUCUACCAAGCCUAAAAUCUCCAGAGGGAAAGAUUAAUAUGGAAGGCCCUGACGUCAAGGGUGGAAAAUUUAACAUGCCAUCUAUUGAUAUUUCUCUUCCAAAAGGAAGUGUGGAGGGAGAUGUUGAUGCAGAUGGCAAGGUUAGAGGAGGAAAAUUCAAGAUGCCCACAUUUGAUGUUUCCCUUCCAAAAAUGAAAUCUCCAGAGGGAGAAAUUGAAGGCCCUGAGUUCAAGGGUGGAAAGUUCAACAUGCCAUCAAUAGAUAUCUCUCUUCCAAAAGGACAUUUAGAAGGAGAUCUUGAUGUGGAUGGAAAGGCAAAAGGUGGCAAGUUCAAGAUGCCCACUUUUGAUGUUUCCCUUCCAAAGAUGAAAUCUCCAGAAGGUGGAAUUGAGGUUGAGGGGCCUGAAAUGAAAGGUGGCAAGAUUAACAUGCCUACCAUAGACAUAUCUCUCCCAAAGGGUGGUCUUGAAGGUGAUAUUAAUGCCAAGACAAAGGGAGGGAAAUUCAAGAUGCCCACAUUUGAUGUUUCUCUACCAAGCCUAAAAUCUCCAGAGGGAGAAAUUGAAGGCCCUGAGUUCAAGGGUGGAAAGUUCAACAUGCCAUCAAUAGAUAUCUCUCUUCCAAAAGGACAUUUAGAAGGAGAUCUUGAUGUGGAUGGAAAGGCAAAAGGUGGCAAGUUCAAGAUGCCCACUUUUGAUGUUUCCCUUCCAAAGAUGAAAUCUCCAGAAGGUGGAAUUGAGGUUGAGGGGCCUGAAAUGAAAGGUGGCAAGAUUAACAUGCCUACCAUAGACAUAUCUCUCCCAAAGGGUGGUCUUGAAGGUGAUAUUAAUGCCAAGACAAAGGGAGGGAAAUUCAAGAUGCCCACAUUUGAUGUUUCUCUACCAAGCCUAAAAUCUCCAGAGGGAAAGAUUAAUAUGGAAGGCCCUGACGUCAAGGGUGGAAAAUUUAACAUGCCAUCUAUUGAUAUUUCUCUUCCAAAAGGAAGUGUGGAGGGAGAUGUUGAUGCAGAUGGCAAGGUUAGAGGAGGAAAAUUCAAGAUGCCCACAUUUGAUGUUUCCCUUCCAAAAAUGAAAUCUCCAGAGGGAGAAAUUGAAGGCCCUGAGUUCAAGGGUGGAAAGUUCAACAUGCCAUCAAUAGAUAUCUCUCUUCCAAAAGGACAUUUAGAAGGAGAUCUUGAUGUGGAUGGAAAGGCAAAAGGUGGCAAGUUCAAGAUGCCCACUUUUGAUGUUUCCCUUCCAAAGAUGAAAUCUCCAGAAGGUGGAAUUGAGGUUGAGGGGCCUGAAAUGAAAGGUGGCAAGAUUAACAUGCCUACCAUAGACAUAUCUCUCCCAAAGGGUGGUCUUGAAGGUGAUAUUAAUGCCAAGACAAAGGGAGGGAAAUUCAAGAUGCCCACAUUUGAUGUUUCUCUACCAAGCCUAAAAUCUCCAGAGGGAAAGAUUAAUAUGGAAGGCCCUGACGUCAAGGGUGGAAAAUUUAACAUGCCAUCUAUUGAUAUUUCUCUUCCAAAAGGAAGUGUGGAGGGAGAUGUUGAUGCAGAUGGCAAGGUUAGAGGAGGAAAAUUCAAGAUGCCCACAUUUGAUGUUUCCCUUCCAAAAAUGAAAUCUCCAGAGGGUGGAAUUGAUGUUGAAGGGCCUGAGUUUAAGGGUGGAAAGUUCAACAUGCCAUCAAUAGAUAUCUCUCUUCCAAAAGGACAUUUAGAAGGAGAUCUUGAUGUGGAUGCAAAGGCAAAAGGUGGCAAGUUCAAGAUGCCCACUUUUGAUGUUUCCCUUCCAAAAAUGAAAUCUGCAGAGGGUGGAAUUGAUGUUGAAGGCCCUGAGUUCAAGGGUGGAAAGUUCAACAUGCCAUCAAUUGACAUUUCCCUUCCCAAAGGACAUUUAGAAGGAGAUCUUGAUUUGGAUGCAAAGGCAAAAGGUGGCAAGUUCAAGAUGCCCACUUUUGAUGUUUCCCUUCCAAAAAUGAAAUCUGCAGAGGGUGGAAUUGAUGUUGAAGGCCCUGAGUUCAAGGGUGGAAAGUUCAACAUGCCAUCAAUUGACAUUUCCCUUCCCAAAGGACAUUUAGAAGGAGAUCUUGAUUUGGAUGCAAAGGCAAAAGGUGGCAAGUUCAAGAUGCCCACUUUUGAUGUUUCCCUUCCAAAGAUGAAAUCUCCAGAGGGUGGAAUUGAUGUUGAAGGCCCUGAGUUCAAGGGUGGAAAGUUCAACAUGCCAUCAAUUGACAUUUCCCUUCCCAAAGGGAAUGUUAAAGCAGAUGUUGAUAUGGAUGUGCAUGCUGAAGGAAAAGGUGGCAAAUUCAAGAUGCCAACAUUUGGUGUUUCCCUUCCAAAACUGAAAUCUCCUGAGGGACAAAUUGACAUUGAGGGACCUGAAGUUAAAGGUGGCAAGAUAAACAUGCCAUCUCUAGACAUAUCUCUCCCAAAGGGGAGUGUUGAAGGCAAUGCCAAGAAAAAAGGUGGAAAAUUCAAGAUGCCAAAAAUCCAUUUUUCACUGCCAAAAAUGAAAAAGCCAGAAGGGGAGAUAAGUAUUAAGGGGCCCAAGGUUGAAGGAGGCAAGAUCUGCAUGCCAAAAACUGAUAUUUGUCUACCUACAGGUAGUGCUGAGGUAGAUGUUGAUAUGGAGGGAAAAGCUAAAGGUGGAAAGUUCAAGAUGCAGACUUUUGAUGUUUCCCUUCCUAAAUUGAAUUCGCCAGAGGGAAAGUUUGAUGUCAAAGGUCCUGAAUUCAAGGGAGGAAAGUUCAACAUGCCAUCAAUUGACAUCUCACUUCCAAAAGGUAGUGUUGAGGGAGAUCUUGAUGCGAAUGCUGAAGGAAAAGGAGGCAAAUUCAAGAUGCCAACAUUUGAUAUGUCUCUUCCAAAAUUCAAAUCCUCUGAAGGUAAAAUUGAUGUUGAAGGCCCUGAAGUCAAAGGUGGAAAGUUUAACAUGCCAUCAGUAGAUAUCUCUCUUCCAAAGGGGAGUGCAGGAGAUGUGGAAAUGGAUGCCAACAUGAAAGGAGGAAAAUUCAAAAUGCCCACAUUUGAUGUUUCCCUCCCAAAACUGAAAACCCAAGAGGGUCAAAUUGAUGUUGCAGGUCCUGAAAUGAAGGGUGGCAAGUUCCACAUGCCAUCAAUAGAUAUUUCUCUUCCAAAAGGACAUUUAGAAGGAGAUCUUGAUGUGGAUGCAAAGGCAAAAGGUGGCAAAUUCAAGAUGCCCACUUUUGAUGUUUCUCUUCCAAAAAUGAAAUCUCCAGAGGGUGGAAUUGACAUUGAGGGGCCAAAAAUGAAAGGUGGCAAGAUGAACAUGCCUACUAUAGACAUAUCUCUCCCAAAGGGGAGUACUGAUGGCAAUAUUGAUGGCAAAGCUAAAGGUGGAAAAUUGAAAAUGCCCACAGUUGACAUCUCACUACCGAAAAUGAAAAAGCCUGAGGGUGGAAUAAACAUUGAAGGACCAGAGGUUGAAGGAGGGAAGAUCAGUCUGCCAACAAUUGAUAUUUCACUUCCCAAAGGCAGUGUUGAGGGAGAUGCUGAUAUGGACGGAAAAGUGAAAGGUGGAAACUUCAAGAUGCCGACAUUUGAUGUCUCCCUUCCAAAAUUCAAAUCUCCAGAAGGAAAAUCUCCAGAAGGCCCUGAACUAAAGGUUGGAAAGUUUAACAUGCCAACAAUAGAUAUCUCACUUCCAAAAGGGAGUGUGGAGGGAGAUGUGGAUGCCAAAGCAGGAGGGAAAUUGAAGAUGCCCACAUUCGACGUUUCACUCCCUAAACUGAAAACUCCAGGAGGUCAAAUUGAUAUUGAAGGGCCUGACAAAAGAGGUGGGAAGUUCCAUAUGCCAUCAAUAGAUAUUUCUCUCCCAAAAGGGAGUGGCAAAGGGGACGGAGAUCUGGAUGUAGAAAUGAAAGGUGGAAAGUUUAAAAUGCCCACAUUCGAUAUAUCAUUGCCAAACACACCCUUCACUGCAGGUUCGGCUACCUUACAAGGACCUGGAAUUAAAGGAGGAAAUGUUAAAAUACCAAGUGCGGACAUUGCACUUCCCUCUGGAGAGGCCAAGUUUGGAGUGGAUGGCUCACUUGACAAAAGCGCUGGAUUAAUAUCCCCAAAUACAACUGCUGAUGGACAUGCAAGUAGCACCAUCAAGCUUCCAAAUGUGAAGAUACCAACAGUUAAUAUAUCUGCACCCAAAGUUGACUUUGGUCUUUCAAAAUCAAAAUGCAAUGACAGAGAGGACAUUGAACUUCUGAAGGCUGAAGGGGGUAGACCAUCCUCUGGUGGCAGUUUUGAAGUUCCUGAUGUUACCCUGAAAAUGCCAAAGUUUUCCCUCCCCAAAUUUAGUGGAAAAUCCAAAAGUGGAGAUAUCGACUUGGAAGGGCGUGGUGCAACACCAGAGGUGGAUGUUGAGGGUAGAUCUCCAUCAGCUGAAGUAGACCAUGAUAUCAAAUUGAAAGGAAAAAUUAAAAAGCCUAAAAUUAAAAUGCCAUUUUUUGGAUCAUCUAAGAAGGAUGUGGAGAUUAAAGUCACUGGUCCAGGAGGGAAAAAGGAAAGAGAGGCAGACAUUAAAAUGCCAUCUCUUGAGAUAUCCUUGCCAUCAUCGAAAACGCCAGAACAUGAAGUUCUGCUCCCCAAGACUGAGGUAGAUGUGUCUGAGGCAGAUAUUAGAGGCUAUGAGGGUACUUUGAAAAUACCAAAAAUGCCCACCAUUGAUAUAUCUUUACCUAAAGUUGAUCUGGAUGUUGCCCUGCCCAAACUGAAACAUGAGGCAUCAGCUGAAUCAGGCACACAUCUGAACAUAGAGGGAGGAGAAGGACAAAACAAAUUCAAGAUGCCAAAAAUGAAAGUGCCAUCAGUUGACAUAUCACUUCCAAAAGGAAGAUUGGGAGGUGCUGGAGCAGAGGUUGAAGGAGAGGGUGGAAAAAUUAAGUUUCCUAACAUUAAAAGGCCAACAAUAGACAUAUCUCUUCCAAAAGGAAAAUCCAGUGAUAUUAAUACAUCAGAAUUUGAACUUGAGGGACAGGGUGGACAAUUCAAAAUGCCACAUAUCAAGAUGCCAAGCGUUGAUGUAUCACUCCCGAAAGGAAAAUCUGUGGACGUUAAUGCACCAGACGUAGAAGUUAAAGGAGAUGGUGGGAAAUUCAAGAUGCCCAGUGUUAAGAUGCCUGUUGUUGACAUAUCAUUUCCCAGAGGACACACAGGGUACGUCGAGGCACCCGAGGUAGAAGUAAAAGGAGAGGGAGGGAAAUUCAAGAUGCCAAAUAUUACUAUGCCAACGCUUGAUGUAUCUCUCCCAAAGGGGAAAUCCGGUCAGAUUGAUGCAAAUUUGGAGAUUGAAGGAGAAGGCGGGAAAGUCAAAAGGCCAGACAUUAAGAUGCCAAAGGUGGAUAUAUCACUUCCAAAAGGAAAAUCUGCCGACAUUAAAAUACCAGGAGUAGAACUGGGCGUAGAGGGCGGAAAAUUAAAAAUGCCAGAUAUCAAGAUGCCAGCGAUUGAUGUGUCACUACCAUCAGCAAAGGGAGAAGGCAAAUUUACAAUGCCCUCUGUUGAGGUGCCCACUCUCCCAAGACCUGAUCUAGACAUAACAUUUGGGAAGCAGAAACAAGGUGAACUACGUGGAGAGGAAGAGGCUUCUGUUAGCAAAGAUGGAGAGCACAGAGGCUUAAAACUCAAAAUGCCAACAAUUGACAUCCAAGCCCCCAAAGGUGACCUGGAGCUGAAUAUUGGAUUGCGGAAAGGUGAAAGAAAAAAGGAGAACAAGAAAACGGAACUACCUGGCAUAGAACUUAAUCCCUCUGUGCCCCAAGGCAAAGUGAAAGGGCCAAAAAUGAAAGGCACAAAAUUCAAAAUUGGCAUGCCAAAAAUGAAAAACACCAGUUCAGAGAUUGAUGUCAAACCAGAGAAGGAAGAGGAGGAGGGAAUAAGCGGACGAUUUAAAAUCAAGAAGACAAAAAUGAACAAAGACUCUGCACCAGAACUCGCCACUGACAUUGGAACCUCAACUGGUAUUGCUGGAGAUUUUAAGGCAGACAGAAGUAAGGGAGGCAAAGUCAAAUUUCCUAAGUUUGGUGUGGCUUUGCCCUCCAUUUCCUCACCUGAGGGGGCCGAUAUUAGUGUAAAACACACUGAUGCAAAAGGUUUUUCUGUGUCAGACCCAGAGAUUGAUUAUGAAGGUCCGAAAAUGCCAAAAGUGACGAAAGCUGUUUUUGUUUUAGUGAACCCUCAGGCAGACAGUUCUAAUGCAUCAAGUGGUUUGUCAGAGGAAGAAGAAGGGGGACAUAUUGAAGAGGGCCAAAUUAAGAUGCCCAAGAUUAAAGUGAAAGGGGGUUUUGGGAAGUCUCGCUUCAAGGGAAACGCAGGGGGUGAAGAGGAGGUGGUGGGAGAUGGGAAGUCAAAAGCUUGCAAACUGAAAAUGCCCAAAGUUGUGCUCUCGCCAGGAAAGUCUGGCUCAUUUGACGUGACCUCCAAAACCUCUGACGCAGGGGGAGAUGAGGUGGCAGGCCUAAACAGUGAAAAAGAUGGUUCGAAAUUCGUCAAGCUGAAAAUGCCAAAACUUCAGUUCACAUCACCCUAUUCAAAAAACACAUCUGAGGAGGAGCACCUUGAGGUGAGCACCAAGUUGGUCAAUAAAGAGUCUGCCAGAGAAAGCAUGGGGAUAUCAGGCAAAACUACAUUUUCAGGCUUCACAAAGAAAACUGAGAAGACAGAGGGAGAGACUGAGGCCACUUUGGUGUACUCUACAGCCAGGACAGAGAUGCUAGCAGAGAGAGAAAGCUCAGAGACUCCUCCGCCCCAGACUUCUUCCACGAGGUUUGUCUCAGUUCAGCAAAUGCAACACGAAUCAUCCAUGGGGUACAGCACAGAACAAGUGUAUGAAAGAGCGGGGCAAACUUGGUAUGAAGUCCCUAAAGGAACCCUAAACCCUAAAGGAACCCUAAACCCUCAAUCUGCUGGACUGCUUCCGAUGACACCUGAGGGUUCCCCAUGUGGCAACAGGUCCUCGCCUCAGCAUUCUGCCGACAUGGCGUCAGGUGGCUUUCAUGUUCAGAUGCCUCGACUGCCGAUGACCUCACAGGGCAGGCUUAAGGAGGAGCUCAUCGUCACGACAGCGAGGGGGUUCUCACAUGACAGCAGGUCCUCACCUCAGCAUUUUGGCGACGAAGCCUCAGGCGGUUUUCGUGUCCAGACGCCUCAACUGCAGUUCACUUCACAAGGCAGGCUAAAGGAGGAGCUCAUCGUCACGACAACUAAGGAGGAAACCAUAACGGUGGUGACAUCAAAGUCAUCGAAACAAACACAGGCAGAGUCUACAGUGGAGUCAACAAUUGAAAAAGGAAGUAGUUCACAAAUAUCUUGGGAUUACUGA
Molecule: messenger RNA, 12583 nt
Organism: Clupea harengus (Atlantic herring)
Lineage: Eukaryota; Metazoa; Chordata; Actinopteri; Clupeiformes; Clupeidae
Gene: prx
Product: periaxin
Exons: 9
Coding region: 461-12583 (4040 amino acids)
Biological process (GO): regulation of RNA splicing; peripheral nervous system myelin maintenance
Cellular component (GO): cytoplasm; nucleus
Molecular function (GO): protein binding
Source: RefSeq, a predicted model, not a curated record